CGGGUAUCAGCAUGGAUUAGUGAGUAAAGGUAAGCGUGUGUCUCCCUGUCUCGGCGGAUUUCCAUCCCUCUCUCUCCGCUCACACACUCCGACCUCACUUGAACCGCCGCCGCCGUCUCUUCUCAUCCCGUCUCCUCCACCGAACCACCCGCUGCUGGCUCAUGGCGGCUUGUGUGUGUGUGUGUGUGUGUGUGAGUGAGUGAGUGAGUGUGUGAGUGAGUGUGUGAGUGUGUGUGUGUCUGUCUGUGUGUGUGUGUGAGAGGCCGGUUGUGUUCUUUCUGUGUCGGACCGCCGUGCGAUGCCAUUACUCCCCCAGGAGGCUGAGAGGUUCGAUGGGCUGUCUCUGCUCUACUGGACGAUCAUGGGCCCGCACGGCAUCAACCGAGCUGUUCAGAGACUGGAGUUCUGCGACUGCAAGAAGGGACUUGGCGUGAAAAUAAUCGGAGGUUACCGGGAGCUGACAGGAGAAGAGUUUGGUGUCUACAUCAAGCGGGUGAUAGCCGGUGGUUUGGCAGCUCUGGACGGUCGGCUUAAGUCAGGUGACCUGAUUUUGGAUGUCAAUAACAUCAGUCUGAUAGGGGUGACCAAUGAGAGGGCGGUGGAGAUCUUGAGGACGGCCUCGCUCUCUAAUCACAUGUCCCUGCUCAUCGCCAGAGACGAUGAAUCCAGGAGGGAGUUUGCCGAGCUGAUGGAGAAGUACAGCUCCAAUAAUUUCACAGCUUCAGGACGAAUCUCUCCUACUCAGCUCUCCACAGGGAAGCUGACAGACACAGCCUCCUCCUCCUCCUCCUCCAGAUCGGAGAGCCCCCAGCUCCUCAGUCCUAAAGAGGGGGUCACCGCCUACACCCACGCCCCCCCCUACACUGCCAACCCCCCCUACACCGUGCACACGCCCCCGCACGCCUUCAGUGACAGUGUCAUUCAGUUGAUAUGCGUUGCCAAGGGAACGGGCCUGGGACUCAUCAUCAAGGGGGGAGCCAACCGUGCCGAGGGGCCGAUGGUGUUCAUUCAGGAGAUAGUGCCUGGAGGAGACUGCCAGAAGGACGGCAGGCUGCAGGUCGGGGACCAGCUGGUGUCCAUUAACAAAGAGUCCCUGAUCGGAGUGACGUACGAGGAGGCCAGGAACAUCUUGACACGCACAAAACUCAGACCAGAUCCAACGGUGGAAAUCGCCUUCAUCAGGCGGAGGUCGUCCUCCAGCUCCAGCAGCGGGCCUCACAGCCCCAGCUCCCUCCAGGGCUCUGGAGGUGCAGGUGGGCCCCAGACAAGGCUCCCCGGGCUGGGCGCCAUGCCUCCGCAGCCGGCCGUGGUCACCAAGAUCACCUCCAGCCCAAACCCUACCAGCGAAACCCUGCCAGCAGUCAACGUCAGCCAGGUGCGAGUGUCUCCAGCCAGAACAGAGCAGCCACGUGUCUCGUCCCCACCAGAGAGAGACAGUGUCCCUGAUACAAGCCCUGAGCCCGCCAGCUGCCAGCCUCCUCAGAGGAAACGCUCCCUCAGCGCCAGCUGUCGCCUCAAACUGGAGAGGCUGGAGCAGGCUCUGGACCUGAUUGGUCUGAAGCCCACGGAGGCUCAGUGGCAGGCACUCAGGUCCAGACUACGAGCUGAUCCAGCUGGGACGGUGGCCUUCACAGAUUUUGAGAGCCUGAUCAGGGAGCUGUUCAAGCCUCAGCUGGAGGAGCUGGCCGUCACCCAGCCGGGGCCGAGGUUCACAUCCGACGACCUGUCCGGUCUGUUGGAGUCACCCACCAACCCGCGGCCCUCACUGUCAGACUCAGAGGACCUGGAGGAGAUGGAGAGGCUGAGGAAGGAGCACAUCGAGGCUCUGAGGGAGAUCAAGAGGCUGCAGGAGCAGCUGGUCGAGUCUCAGAGAGUUCACCAUCAGAUGGAGGAGGAGCUCACUAAAGUCAAACAGGAAGUAAAACUCGGAGCAGAAGAGAGCCGGGCUCUGAGGACUCGGAUCCAGCUGGCCGAGGCGGCCCAGAAGCAGGCGAGGGGGAUGGAGAUGGACUACGAGGAGGUGAUCCACCUUCUGGAGGCUGAGAUCGCCGAGCUGAAGACUCAGAGAGCGGAGCAGCCGGCGCCGACCAAUAAGGAGGAGAUGGAGGAGCUGAAGAAGAGGGUCGCCGUCCUGGAGUGUCAACUACGGAAGAGCGAAACGGCCAAAAAGGGUUUUGAGAUGUCAACAGGAAAACUGCUGAGCUUUGUUGAGAAUGUUCAGGAGUUUCUGCUCGAAAGCCACGGACCAACGAAGAGCUACAGCUCUGGAGACGUUAAGGUUGGGACGUCCUCUCAAGGCUUCCCUCCUCGCUACAGGAAGAGUCCCUGGACGGCAGCCACGCUGGCCCAGGAGGCGAAGGAGCUCACAAGGACUGUCAGAGCCAUCCUGGAGGUCGACUGUAAGUGAUCACCUCCACGCAUGAAGUGCUGACCUUCUAGAUGACCCGACCGUAGGAGUCAGCGGGGCUCUGAGACGUCAGCAGGAAAUCAGCAGCCGACCGUGAAUCCGAACUCUCUUCCCUGACAGCUCCUCAUCUCCUCAGCACCUGCUAGCAAUGGACUCAUGUCUUAACUCUGCAUGAAACAGUGUUUUGUUUCUGUGAAGCAGCACAUUUACCACUGCACAUUUGCUCAGUAGUCACUACACAUUAAACUGUGGCUUCAUUCCAGUGAUUCAACCUGCACAUGGACGAGUCGUCACUGUACCGCUUCAGAUUUCUGAUUGGCUGACAGCUGUUAGCCUGAAAACACUGUAAAUGGAAGCUGAAGCUGGACACUUUGUCAGUCAGCUUUCUACAGGUUGAGACACUGGAAGGAGACCACUGUGGUGUCGAUGGACUGCAUGAACGUUUUCAGGUUGGGCCCAUUAACCUUGUUGAUGAUGUGAUAACAGAGUGACAGCACCAAAACCAUCAGGUCAGGUCGUAACCCCGUUACAAACCAAGUGGUAUCAGCUUUCACUGAGCUUUAUUAACCAGCUAGCUCAGCAUAAUCCGUGCUCUCUAGUGUGUUAGCAGUUAGCUUUCCACCUCCGGCAGCUCUCUGCUGAAGGAGUGUGUGUGUGUGUGUGUGUGUGUGUUAGGCUAACAGCAGAGAGAGCCAUGGUUUCGACCCCGGUCAGGUCAUCGUCAGGUCAUCUUGGGUAUAAACGUGAGCGGUGUUGGUCGGCGAGGAUCAUGAGGACCACUCAGGUGCUGAUGAUCCGAGUGAAAGUGUCUGAAUUGGCACCAAAACACUCGUCACAUCACGAGUGAAGUGAGCAAAACUUCUGAAACGUUGGUGUAGUCCUUUGAAAAUGACUUUAGCUUCCUCUGAAUAGCCUGUAGCAUCAGAAAAUACCUUCAUUUAAGAAGCAGUAUAAAAACACUAUAACACUUCAGAUGUCAUACGGUUGCCAUUCACUGUAGCAGACGCUCUGUUCAGGAGCGAGUUAGCUUCCUGUCUGUCUCAUGACUCUCAGUUAUCUGAUCAAUGUGUAGCUUUGUGUUCGAGUGGCUGAAUGCUCGUGUUCGUGCAGUAGAUUAACCAGCAAAUCAAAGGGCGGAGAAAUCCCGAGAACCUCCCUCACCUUCAAACAGGAGGUCAGGAGGGCUGGAGGCAGACGGCGACGCAGAGGUGACAUUUAAACGGAAAUACAGCCAUCGAGUUCUGAUACCAGCAGCGAUCAGAGGGCCUGACCGGCACCUUAGAUGCUUUU
This is a messenger RNA of Toxotes jaculatrix (banded archerfish), 3697 nucleotides long. It is a transcript of the gene stxbp4, whose product is annotated as syntaxin binding protein 4. The transcript has 21 exons. Gene Ontology annotation, molecular function: syntaxin binding. Bases 299 to 2407 code for a protein of 702 amino acids. The record is from RefSeq and is a predicted model, not a curated record. Gene Ontology annotation, cellular component: cytoplasmic vesicle. Gene Ontology annotation, biological process: insulin receptor signaling pathway; regulation of insulin secretion involved in cellular response to glucose stimulus. NCBI's taxonomy places the organism in Eukaryota, Metazoa, Chordata, Actinopteri, Toxotidae.